Molecule: messenger RNA, 638 nt
Organism: Larimichthys crocea (large yellow croaker)
Lineage: Eukaryota; Metazoa; Chordata; Actinopteri; Sciaenidae
Product: alpha-2-macroglobulin-like
Exons: 7
Coding region: 35-427 (130 amino acids)
Source: RefSeq, a predicted model, not a curated record
UGUGUGGCAUGAGCGCAAGACCCUCAGCUGGACCAUGGCUCCCUCAGUCUUAGGAGUGGUGAAUGUGUCUGUGACCGCUGAAGCUGUGGCGUCCCAAGCUUCAUGUGACAAUGAGAUUGUUAGUGUGCCAGACAGAGGUCGUAUUGACGUGGUCACACGAUCUCUCAUCGUAAAGGCUGAGGGAACUGAGCUGACAAAGACCCACAACUGGCUGCUCUGUCCAAAAGGAGAAGCUUUGACAGAGGAAAUAAACAUACAACUCCCUGAGAACAUGAUUGAUGGAUCUGCCCGUGCUUCACUCUCUGUCCUUGGUGACAUUCUGGGCCGAGCCCUGAAGAACCUGGAUGGGCUGCUGCAGAUGCCAUAUGGUGUGGUGAGCAGAACAUGGCUCUUCUGGCCCCCAACAUUUACAUCCUCCAAUACCUGAAAGACACACAGCAGCUGACCCCGGCUUCAAGGAAAGGCUACCAACUUCCUGACUAGUGGCUACCAGAGACAGCUGAACUACAAACAUGACAGCGGUGCUUACAGCACGUUUGGAACAGGAUACGGGAACACUUGGCUGACUGCUUUUGUACUGAGAUCUUUUGCCAAAGCACAGUCUUUCAUCUACAUCGACCCGAAAAGAUUGCAGAGUC